Molecule: messenger RNA, 1587 nt
Organism: Rhipicephalus microplus (southern cattle tick)
Lineage: Eukaryota; Metazoa; Arthropoda; Arachnida; Ixodida; Ixodidae
Product: monocarboxylate transporter 5
Biological process (GO): transmembrane transport
Molecular function (GO): monocarboxylic acid transmembrane transporter activity
Source: RefSeq, a predicted model, not a curated record
AUGGAUUCACCUCGGAGUUGGGUGGUCGCCGCGGCUUGUAGCUGGAUCAACGUGUUCACUUUUGCCCUGAUCCGCUCGUCCGCCGUAGUGUACGUGGCGCUUCUACGUACUUUUCCAGUGAGCAGGGAGAGGGCGUCGUGGCCAGUCAACCUUGCUCUCGUCAGCUACUUCCUUACAGGUCCCAUCGCUGGAGUAUUGGCAAGGUAUAUACCGAUAUGGAAGCUGUCCAUGGUCGGUUGCCUGGGGGCAUCACUCGCCGUAGGCGCCUGCUUUUUCGCUCCCUCGAUGCUAUUCUUGGACAUCUUCAUAGGUUUCAUCCACGGCACCAGUGUCGGCUUGCUGAGUCUCUUCAGCAUCGUGGUAAACCAGCACUUUGUCAAGUACCGUGCAGUCGCCUCCGGCAUCGCCAACGCGGGAUUUACAGUUGGAGGAUUUGUCUUCCCUCCCGUCGUGCAGGCAGUGGAGGAGAAAUACGGAAUUCACGGCACGUUCUUAAUCGUUGGAGCCAUCAUCCUCAACUCGGUGGUCGGUGCUCUGCUGCAACGCACUCCACCGCACGCUCAAGAGAACGAAGAUGAAAGAGGAGCCUUAACCCAUGAUUCAGAUAAAAGAAAAGCGAUUACUGAACGGGAAGAUGGAUCUCUCAGAACUCAUGAAAGUUCUGAUUCUCCACAAACACUCCAUGACACAGGUCCUUGUGGAUGCAGUGGCACUGUCGACCAGUGUAGCCAGAUGAUGCAUAAUUUGGCCAGUGACGUUGACGACAUCGAUUGCCAUAACAAGGAAGAAGCCAUGAACGCCAGUAGCACGGGUGAUUCCGAAUGCGCGAAAGACGACGUUUACAUUUCUGAAGAGAAAUGCGUUUUAUCGGAUUCAGUCAGAGUAAAUGAAGUUCAGCGAAGGCCACGGAACGGUGGACUUAUGAGACCCAACGGAGAACACUUCCUUACUUUUCUCUCCUUACCUGAGUACUACGUCAUAACCUUUUCUUUCACAAUGAUACACUUUAACAUGGCCACCUAUACCACUGUCGCUGUCGACUUCGCAGUGGAUCGGGGGAUAUCUGCGUGGAGCGGGGUAUACCUGGUAUCAGUUUACGCGGUGAGUGAUCUGCUGGCUCGGCUCGGCUCUGGUUGGAUUACGGACAGGAAGUACCUGCGAAAGAGCACCAUGAUGUGCUCGCACUUAGCGCUAUGGGGCGCAUCGCUUUGCCUGAUGCCGCUGUGCAGCUCGUACCCGAGCCUCAUGGUUUUGUCAGUGUUGCUCGGCUGGUGCAACGGUUCAACCAUAAUACUUGUGGUGGUGCUCGUCAUGGAGCUGGUAGGCCUCGACAAGGUCGGCGUCUGUUUCGGAUGUGCCAACGCAGUCGCUGGACUUGCGGGACUCGCAAGGCCUUUACUAAUAGGAUUCUUCAGAGAUAAUCACGGGGACUACGCCGGCUUGUUCAGAGUCACCGGCGGAGCGACGAUGUGUGUAUCUCUGCUGUGGUUGUACUAUCGUGUGAGAGAAGGAUGCACGUCGAUGACGAAAUACACCAAAUCACCGAGAACCAGCUCGAAACUAAAUGACUGCGCUAGCACAUCGUGA